CACUACUAUAUAACAAAUAAUUUGAGCAAAUGAUAGUAACAAGAUUGAACUCGUGUGCAAGAACUAUGAGUACCAAAGUAGCAGUAUUGCUGUCUGGGUGUGGGGUGUACGAUGGAACUGAGGUUCAUGAGAGUAGUGCAGUAUUGACACACCUCAGCAGACAGGGGGCUCUGGCUUCCUGCUUUGCUCCCGAUAAGGAUCAAAUGCAUGUGGUAGAUCACACUGCUGGAACAGAGAUGUCGGAGACACGAAAUGUGUUGAAGGAGUCAGCAAGAAUUGCACGUGGUAAAAUCAGUGCUCUCACGGAACUGAAUGUUGGAGACUUUGAUGCGCUCAUUGUACCUGGUGGGUUUGGUGCCGCUAAGAACCUGAGCAGUUUCGCCACACAAGGAGUGGACAUGACAGUGGACCUUACUGUCAGCGACAAGAUAGCUGCUUUCCACUCUGCUGGGAAACCUAUUGGACUGUGCUGUAUUGCACCUGUAUUAGCUGCUAAACUUAUCCCUGGUGUCGAGCUGACCGUAGGGAGUGAUCAGGAAGGGACAGAUAAGUGGCCAUACGCUGGAACUGCUGCUGCUAUUGAUGCUAUGGGUGGGAAACAUGUUGUAACAGACGUCUCAGAGGCCCACGUCGACUCUAAAAACAAGGUUGUUACUACUGCAGCCUUUAUGUGUGAGACUGAUCUACAUGAAAUACAUGACGGUGUUGGUGCCAUGGUUACAGAGGUUCUGAAACUAGUUACGUAAACUUCAGGACUAAAUCUAUAAUAUUUCCUUCUUUGGUAAUUUAUUUUAGAUACAAGCUAGCAUGAUGUCUCCUUUUGAAUUUCCAAGAAAACUUUAGGGCUAAUUUUUGUUUAUUUCUGGAUAUGAAGUACCUAGUUUAUUUAUAUUUUUGGUUUUACUGUAAUAAUAUGCUAAUAUAGAAUUUCUAAUUAACGCAUCAGCUACACUGCAAGACCUUUUUUAAAAUUAUCUUAAAUUGGGCACCGAUUUGGUAUUUAAAAGCUUUGAAUCGUUACAAAGAAUGCAUAUUUUGAGUCGAGUGAGUUUAUUAUUCAUAUUUUAUUGUAAAAUAAUUUGGAAACUGUAUUGUUUAACGUUCGUUCACUGAA
Messenger RNA from Bolinopsis microptera, 1114 nucleotides. RefSeq names its product glutamine amidotransferase-like class 1 domain-containing protein 3, mitochondrial. The record is from RefSeq and is a predicted model, not a curated record. The transcript has 6 exons. The coding region runs from base 30 to 746 and encodes 238 amino acids. NCBI's taxonomy places the organism in Eukaryota, Metazoa, Ctenophora, Tentaculata, Lobata, Bolinopsidae.